This is a messenger RNA of Condylostylus longicornis, 2764 nucleotides long. Its product is annotated as sodium-dependent nutrient amino acid transporter 1-like. The record is from RefSeq and is a predicted model, not a curated record. Lineage: Eukaryota; Metazoa; Arthropoda; Insecta; Diptera; Dolichopodidae. Gene Ontology annotation, cellular component: membrane. Gene Ontology annotation, molecular function: L-amino acid transmembrane transporter activity. The coding region runs from base 751 to 2610 and encodes 619 amino acids. The transcript is spliced from 8 exons. Gene Ontology annotation, biological process: sodium ion transmembrane transport.
UUUAUUAAGGCGGAAAAAAGCAAACGAAAUACGAUAAAAAUUCAAUUGCUUUGAAUAAGAAUUUUUAUAGUAAAAAAUUUUAAGUAAUAUAAUUGAAAUUUGAAAGAAUUUAAAUAGUUGAAAAUAGAAAUUAUUCAUAAGAUUUCAAGUUUUCAUUUAAAUAAGUUCUAUAACAAAUUUAAAAAUAACCAGUACAUAUCUGCAUAAUUAAAAAUAAAAUACUUGUGUAAAAAAAGGAUAUUAUUUCAAAUUUGAUAAAAUUUUUCUAAUAGUAGUUUUCAAAUUUAGAAUUUGGUUUUGUUAUAUAAAGUGGAAAUUUUUAUACGCUAUAUUUUGAUGUGCAUUAAUUUCAAUUUUUAAAUUUCAUAUGAAUUGUGUAAAAUAAGCUUUUGUUUGAAAAAAUAGUAUUUAUGAAGUUCUUAUUUGUGCUCUUGUAAUUUGAUUUUUUUCUUCCUAAAGAACCAGCGCUAUUAUUUAAAAAUAACUUAAUUGUCAUGUAAAUUAUUCUUUGUAAACGUUAUCAGACUUUUAGAAAUUAUACUAAAGCAUUGCAAACUAUUUUUGAAGCAUGAAGUUAUGAAUAUUUUUUUUAAUUAGCACAACAAACUAAAAUUUUUAGUGUGAAUCGGAGUUUAUUAUUAAACUGAAUUCAUUUCACGUUUUAAUUUUGUUGUAAAUUAUGUUAAUACGCAUUUAAUUUUUUUACGACAAGGACUUUUACAAGAAAUUUUAAAACAAGAAAAUCAUAACAUGUCUAAAUUCCAUACAAAUCCAACAUUUGAAAAUGACAACGGCAAACCAGACAAUUUGGAAACAGAAGUCCGCAUUAUACCACCAGAAACCAAUAUUUCAGCAAAAAAAGUGAAGGAACGUGCCACAUGGGGUAAGGGAAUAGAAUUUUUGUUAUCGUGUAUUGCUAUGUCCGUUGGAUUAGGUAACAUUUGGAGGUUUCCAUUUACAGCAUUAGAAAAUGGCGGCGGUGCAUUCUUAAUCCCAUAUUUAAUUGUUCUUAUAUUAGUUGGAAAACCAUUUUACUAUCUAGAAAUGGUUAUUGGGCAAUUUUCAAGUUGUGGUCCAGCUAAAGUGUAUAAUUUUUGUCCAGUUAUGAGAGGAAUUGGUAUUGGACAAGUGUUUUCUGUGUCAAUGAUAUCAACAUAUUAUGUUGCUUUGAUGGGAUUCUGUUUAAAAUAUAUUGUGGAUUCGUUUAGUAAUGUUCUGCCAUGGAGUGUUUGCAAUGAAAACUGGGGAGUUAAUUGCGUUGCUGCUGAUGGAACUUUUUUAAAUGGUACAAAUUCUAGUCAAACUGACAAAGCGUAUUCAUCAGCUGAACUAUAUUUUUUAAGAGAAAUAAUUCAUGAAACUGAUAAUAUUGAUGGUGGAAUUGGUGCACCAUUCUGGCAAACCUCACUAGCAAUGUUUAUUGCAUGGGUUGUAAUUUAUAUUAUUUUAGUACGUGGAAUCAAGAGCUCUGGAAAGUUUUCCUAUUUUCUUGCGAUUUCUCCUUAUAUAAUAUUAUUCAUAUUAUUAAUUAGAGCAGCAACUUUACCAGGAGCUGGAACUGGUAUGCUUUAUUUUAUACAGCCACAGUGGAAGGAACUUUUAAAUCCAAAGGUUUGGUAUUCAGCUGUUACUCAAGUAUUUUUUUCAUUGACUGUAUGCUUGGGCUGUGUUGUGAAUUAUUCAUCCUAUAAUAAAUUUGAUCACAAUAUUUAUAGAGACGCCGCUAUAGUUACAGUUAUAGAUACGUUUACGUCCUUAUUGGCAGGUUUUACAACUUUUGGAAUUUUGGGACAUUUGGCUUAUGAAGUUGGAACUGAUGAUAUAAAAUCAGUUGUGCAGGGUGGGGCUGGUUUAGCUUUUAUUUCAUAUCCGAAUGCAAUUGCCAGAUUUGAUGUGGCCCCACAAAUAUUUUCUGUGCUAUUUUUUUCUUUACUAUUUAUUUUGGGCGUUGGAAGCAAUAUUGGAAUGAUGUCUUGUUCUAUGACAGCUAUAACUGAUAACUUUAAAAUAAAACAAUGGCAAAUUGCAUUAAUUAUUGCUGUAAUAAGUUUUUCUAUUGGAUUGAUUUAUAUGACCCCGGGUGGUCUUUGGAUGUUGAACAUUAUUGAUAAUCAUGGUGCAUCUAUGAAUUGCUUAAUUUUAGGAAUUAUGGAACUUUUUGUUUUAAGUUGGAUAUAUGGAGUUAAUAAUAUAUGCAGAGACAUAAAAUUUAUGAUGAACAGGUCAACAGGACUUUUUUGGCGUAUAAGUUGGGGUUUUAUAACACCAAUAAUAAUGACAGCUAUUUUAGUAUAUUUUUUUGUAACAUUUAAGCCAUUGACAUAUUCUGAUCAAUUUUACCCAGAUUGGGCAUAUAGUAUCGGUUGGUUAAUAACUUGUUUUGCUAUUGUUCAAGUUCCUUUAUGGGCGAUAAUUGCUAUUAUUAAGCAAACUGAAACAACAUGGAAAGAAAGAAUUAUUAAAUCAUUUAGACCGAAAACGAUAUGGGGUCCUAAACAUCCAGAUUCAUUUCAACAGUAUCAAAAGAUGUUUUCAGAAAAUGAAAAAUUAAGAAAUAAAUUUCAAGAAAGUGGAUAUCUAUCAUUUAUUAAAAAGAAAAUUUUUGAUUGAAGUAUUAAAUUAUGAUAGAAUAUUUAACUGUGUUAUUACUUUUGUAAGACAUUUUAGCUGACGCAUUCUAAAGUUUACGAUAAUCAUUAGUGAUUUAAGAAAGUAAUUUAAUAUUUGAAUUGUUUAACAAAAUAUAGUACUACAUAAUUAACUA